AUGGUGGGAAGACCAAAGAAGUCAGGUGGAAAAAGAUCGAAAUCUUCUUCACCUGUGCCUAAAUCUAACCCAAGAGCUGGAAGAUCUCCUAAGCUUAAACCCGUUAAGGAAACUCCACCAAAAGUUGAGGAAUCUACACGCACAAGGUCUUCAAGAACCUCUAAAAGAUCGCUUUCAAGCAGUAAAUCUUCAGUUUCACCUUCUAAAUCACCUAGCAAAUCACCACCUAAAAGGGCUAAAUCUUCAUCUAAGUCUCCUUCAAGGCCUAAAAAAGGCCAGAAAGUUAAUGAUGAAAGUGUGUUAUCUCAUAACAACGAUAAGAAUUUGGAUGAGACUCUGACUAUCGCACAAUGUGACGAACCUUUGAGUUCUCAAAAUGAAUCUUCUGUACCUCAAGUUCCAGUUCCUCCCAAAGUUAAAGUAUUGAAUUGUCCAUAUUUGGGCACUAUAAAUCGUCACCUUUUGGACUUUGACUUUGAGAAGGUUUGCUCCAUUACCCUCAGUAACGUUCACGUUUACGCUUGUCUCGUCUGCGGGAAGUACUUUCAAGGAAGAGGUAAAAACACCUACUGCUACACCCACGCACUCGAGGAAUGCCAUUAUUUGUUCAUGAACCUCGAGGACUGCAGAGUCUACUGCAUUCCAGAAAAUUACCCAGUGGACGAUGCCUCCCUUGAUGAUAUUAAGCAUUUUUUGAAACCCGUUUACACUAAGAAAGAUGUUCAAACCCUAUCAACUCAAGUUAUUUACGGAAAAGCAUUAGAUGGAACCGACUUCAUUCCAGGUUGUAUCGGAUUAAAUAACCUGAAAAACACUGACUAUUUCAAUGUAAUAAUACAGUUGAUUUGUGUUGUGGAACCGCUGCGUAACUUGUUUCUUGUUUUUGACGUGAACAGGGUCCAGCCACCUGAUCCAGUCAUAAUUACACUUUCUCAGCUCAUCCGUAAAAUCUUUAACGUUAAAAAUUUCAAGGGCAUUGUUUCACCUCACGAAUUCGUUCAGUCUGUGGGAAUUGUAACAAAUGGAUUAUAUAAGAUUGGAGUGCAAUCUGACCCGGUUUCCCUUUUAUCUUGGCUUUUGGCAAGAAUACACCAGAAGUUACAUAACAGAAACACUAAAGAGAGUGUUGUUACCAAGACCUUCGGAGGCGAGCUACUCAUCAAAACACUCAAAAAAACUCGUUGGGAAACUGAACGUCAGCCCUUCAGGAUGUUAAGUUUAACUGUACCUGAAGCUCCAAUUUUUAAGGAUUCUAUGGAUUCUAAUGCUAUUCCACAGGCACAGAUAUUUGAGUUGUUGAGUAAGUACGAUGGAGUGACUGAAACCGUUAACGCAAAUGGAGACGUUUGUACUUAUAAGUUAUCGAAGUUGCCGAAGUACCUCAUCUUGAUCAUCAAGCGCUUCACCAAAAACAACUUCUUCCUGGAAAAAAAUCCCACUAUCGUCUCAUUUCCGAUGAAAAAUCUAGACCUGAAAGAUUAUGUAACUGAGGAAAUUAAGGAUUCAGUAACGAGAUAUGAUUUGUACUGUAACAUAUGUCACGAGGGGAAACCCACUGGAGGUAUUUUUAAGGUCCAUGUAUACCAUGCACCCUCUGGAAACUGGUUCCAAAUGGAAGAUCUACUAGUAACUUCUAUACUUCCACAACAAGUUGCUCUCACAGAAUCAUAUGUUCAAGUAUACAAGAGACAAGAUUUGACAACCGUGCCAGAGGAAGAAGUGGAUAUGUUUUCAUAA
Theileria annulata is the source of this 1737-nucleotide messenger RNA. RefSeq names its product ubiquitin carboxyl-terminal hydrolase, putative. Lineage: Eukaryota; Apicomplexa; Aconoidasida; Piroplasmida; Theileriidae. The transcript has 12 exons. Gene Ontology annotation, biological process: mRNA processing; protein deubiquitination; spliceosomal complex assembly. The record is from RefSeq and is a predicted model, not a curated record. Gene Ontology annotation, molecular function: zinc ion binding; cysteine-type deubiquitinase activity. The coding region runs from base 1 to 1737 and encodes 578 amino acids.